UGUCGCGGAGGGGGCGGGGACGGGAGAGCUUUGUCUGUGGCCUUUCAUGCAUAGGUGUUUUGGAAUUCUGGAUCCCAGUUCUGAGGCUCAGCCGAGGUCACUGCUGUCAGCUGAUCUCCCUGCAUGCCAGGCGCAGGGCAAAGUGGCUGGGGUUCCGGGUUGAAGGACAGGUGUACUAGAGACAACUUUGCGCUUAUCCCUCAGGAUUUUAUUGUCUACAGUGUAACGAUCCGUGGAGAAAGUAGCAGAUGGGUUUUUGCAACACCCCAGAGCCAGUAAGGUUUGGUGUUUCCCUUUCAAGAUGCCACUUUCAGACUUUAUUCUGGCCCUGAAGGACAAUCCCUACUUUGGGGCUGGAUUUGGACUGGUGGGUGUGGGUACAGUCCUGGCCCUUGCCCGGAAGGGUGCCCAACUGGGCCUGGUGGCAUUCCGGCGCCAUUACAUGAUCACACUGGAAGUCCCUGCUCGAGACAGGAGCUACGCUUGGUUGCUUAGCUGGCUCACCCGCCACAGUACCCGUACUCAGCACCUCAGUGUGGAAACUUCGUACCUUCAGCAUGAGAGUGGCCGCAUUUCCACUAAGUUUGAAUUUGUCCCCAGCCCUGGAAACCACUUUAUCUGGUAUCAGGGGAAAUGGAUCCGGGUAGAACGAAGUCGAGAGAUGCAGAUGAUAGACUUGCAGACGGGGACUCCUUGGGAAUCUGUUACCUUCACGGCCCUGGGCACUGACCGAAAGGUUUUCUUCAACAUCCUGGAGGAAGCUCGAGAGCUAGCCUUGCAACAGGAGGAAGGGAAGACCGUGAUGUACACAGCUGUGGGCUCUGAAUGGCGUCCCUUUGGCUAUCCACGCCGCCGGCGGCCACUGAGUUCUGUGGUUCUACAACAGGGUCUGGCUGACCGAAUUGUCAGAGACAUCCGGGAAUUCAUUGAUAACCCCAGGUGGUACACUGACAGAGGCAUUCCCUACAGACGUGGCUACCUGCUUUAUGGGCCCCCUGGUUGUGGAAAGAGCAGUUUUAUCACAGCCCUGGCUGGGGAACUGGAGCACAGCAUCUGUCUGCUGAGUCUCACAGACUCCAGCCUCUCUGAUGACCGGCUCAACCACCUGCUGAGCGUGGCCCCACAGCAGAGCCUGGUGCUCCUGGAGGACGUGGAUGCUGCUUUUCUCAGUCGAGACUUGGCCGCGGAGAACCCAGUAAGGUACCAAGGCCUGGGUCGCCUCACCUUCAGUGGACUGCUCAAUGCCUUGGAUGGUGUGGCUUCCACUGAGGCCCGCAUUGUGUUCAUGACCACCAACCAUGUUGACAGGUUGGACCCUGCCCUGAUACGCCCUGGGCGAGUGGACCUGAAGGAGUACGUGGGCUACUGCUCACACUGGCAGCUGACCCAGAUGUUCCAGAGGUUCUAUCCAGGGCAGGCACCUUCCUUAGCUGAGGACUUUGCAGAACACGUCCUUCGAGCUACAACCCAGAUCAGUCCUGCCCAGGUGCAGGGCUACUUCAUGCUGUACAAAAAUGACCCUGUAGGGGCGAUUCACAAUACUGAGUCUCUGAGGAGGUGAUUAGGCUGUGCUUGGCUCAGCUCUCCUCCUCUAGUUCAAUAAACAUCUGCCACACUA
Messenger RNA from Cebus imitator (Panamanian white-faced capuchin), 1618 nucleotides. RefSeq names its product mitochondrial chaperone BCS1 (gene BCS1L). The record is from RefSeq and is a predicted model, not a curated record. The transcript is spliced from 8 exons. Gene Ontology annotation, biological process: mitochondrial respiratory chain complex III assembly; protein insertion into mitochondrial inner membrane from matrix. NCBI's taxonomy places the organism in Eukaryota, Metazoa, Chordata, Mammalia, Primates, Cebidae. Bases 302 to 1561 code for a protein of 419 amino acids. Gene Ontology annotation, cellular component: mitochondrial inner membrane. Gene Ontology annotation, molecular function: ATP binding; ATP hydrolysis activity.